CUGGGUUUCACUCAGACCUUUUUUGGCCAGGACUUAUUUGCCUUGCCUAGAAACAAUCCACUUUUCUUGAACAAUAAAGAGGAACAGGAUUCGAGACCCCAGGAGCCCUGUGAGAACAAGGCCAGACCCCAUUCGGGGAGGCAGUGAAGCAAGAGGCCCAUUACUGGCAGGAGGUCAGAGGACCAGCUGCUCAGCUGACAAGGGCUGCGGUCUCUCUUAUGAUGGAGGGAAGCCGACAGACGCGAGUGUCACGGCCGUACAAGAUCAGCGAAUCAUCCAAGGUGUACCGCUGGGCCGACCACUCGACCACGGUGCUGCAGCGGCUGAAUGAGCAGCGCCUCCGUGGGCUUUUCUGUGACAUUGUCCUGGUGGCAGACGAGCAGCGCGUGCCAGCCCACCGCAACCUACUGGCCGUGUGCAGCGACUACUUCAACUCCAUGUUCACCAUUGGCAUGCGUGAGGCCUUCCAGAAGGAGGUGGAGCUGAUUGGCGCCUCUUACAUCGGGCUCAAGGCCGUGGUGGACUUCCUGUAUGGCGGGGAGCUGGCGCUGGACGGCGGCAACAUCGACUACAUCCUGGAGACGGCCCACCUGCUGCAGAUCUGGACGGCGGUGGACUUCUGCUGUGAGUACCUGGAGCAGGAGGUGAGCGAGGACAACUACCUGUACCUGCAGGAGCUGGCCUCCAUCUAUAGCCUCAAGCGGCUCGACGCCUUCAUCGAUGGUUUCAUCCUGAGCCGCUUUGGCACGCUGUCCUUCACGCCCGACUUCCUGCAGAACAUCUCCAUGCAGAAGCUCUGCGUCUACCUGAGCAGCAGUGAGGUGCAGCGGGAAUGCGAGCAUGACCUUCUGCAGGCGGCUCUGCAGUGGCUGACGCAGCAGCCCGAGCGCGAGGCCCAUGCCUACCAGGUGCUGGAGAACAUCCACUUCCCGCUCAUCCCCAAGAACGACCUGCUGCACCGCGUCAAGCCGGCCGUGUGCUCACUGCUGCCGCGGGAGGCCAACUGCGAGGGCUUCAUCGAGGAGGCCGUGCGCUACCACAACAGCCUGGCAGCCCAGCCAGUCAUGCAGACCAAGCGCACGGCGCUGCGCACCAACGAGGAGCGCCUGCUGUUUGUGGGUGGCGAGGUCUCCGAGCGGUGUCUGGAGCUUAGCGAUGACACCUGCUACCUGGACGCCAAGAGCGAGCAGUGGGUCAAGGAGACGCCCCUGCCAGCCCGGCGGAGCCACCACUGUGUCGCUGUGCUGGGGGGCUUCAUCUUCAUCGCUGGUGGCAGCUUCUCACGGGACAAUGGAGGGGAUGCAGCGUCCAAUCUUCUUUAUAGGUAUGACCCCCGCUGUAAACAGUGGAUCAAGGUGGCCUCCAUGAACCAGCGCCGUGUGGAUUUCUACCUGGCCUCCAUUGAAGACAUGCUGGUGGCCGUUGGUGGCCGGAAUGAGAAUGGAGCUCUUUCUUCGGUGGAGACUUACAGCCCCAAGACCGACUCCUGGUCCUAUGUGGCCGGCUUGCCAAGGUUCACCUACGGCCAUGCAGGCACCAUCUACAAAGACUUCGUGUACAUCUCGGGAGGCCACGACUACCAGAUUGGCCCCUACCGCAAGAACCUGCUAUGCUACGACCACCGAACAGACGUGUGGGAGGAGCGGCGGCCCAUGACCACGGCACGCGGCUGGCACAGCAUGUGCAGCCUGGAAGACAGCAUCUACUCCAUUGGCGGCAGCGACGACAGCAUCGAGUCCAUGGAGCGCUUCGACGUGCUGGGUGUCGAGGCCUACAGCCCGCAGUGCAACCAGUGGACCCGCGUGGCACCGCUGCUGCAUGCCAACAGCGAGUCAGGGGUGGCCGUGUGGGAGGGCCGCAUCUACAUCCUGGGCGGCUACAGCUGGGAGAACACAGCCUUCUCCAAGACGGUGCAGGUGUAUGACCGUGAGAAAGACAAGUGGAGCAAGGGCGUCGACCUGCCCAAGGCCAUUGCUGGUGUGUCUGCCUGCGUGUGUGCCCUGAGGCCACGGCUGGAGGACAAGAAGAAGAAGGGCAAGGGCAAGAGGCACCAGGACCGGGGCCAGUGACCGCCCUUCUCCCCCGCUUCCCCACAACCCCGUCCCGCCUGCACCUGCGCCUGGCUGGGCUCCGCUCCCUGCCCCCACCCACCGGAGCGUCUCCACCAGCCACGACUUCGCAGCAUCCUGGAACCAUGAUGGACUUCUUAGCAGCUUUUUUUUUACUUUUAUGAUUCUUGGUCUUUCUAUGAUAUCACAGUAACUGAUUAAAUAUUCUAUAUAAUUUUACAUAUCAUCUUGCUUGAAUAAUUAAACCCGGGCCCAGGCAGGAAAUAUCCCCUUGUAUCUGUGUGAGGCUUCCUCCCUCAUUAUGAGUCCCUGAGGGUGCCCCCGCAGCCGUCCUCCUGAGAGUCUCCAAGGGCAGAGGAUAUACAGAAAGUUUUGUAAGUAAAAUGAGGGGGCUUGGUGGGACAGUUCCCAUCCCCAGUUCCCGCCUCCCUCAACUUGGCUGAUCUUUUAAACAUACAGAUUCCUGGGCCCCACCUCAGAAUUAUCCGUCCUAAAACUACCAGGAGCAGGGGCGGAGGGGGCGGUGCCUGGAAACUAUAACCAGUUCCCAGGAUGACAGCAUGAGCCACCUUUGGCAAUCCUGGGCAACGUCAUGUGCUUUUGUGUUUAUGUUUGGGGACACGGAGACCCCGGCAGGGUGAGUGGGUUGCCCACUCCCUGGACAGUCAGGCAAGACCUGAAACUUCUCACCAGAAGAUGUUCCCACCAGGAUUUCCUGAAACAGUGACUGUUGUUUCUGAGUAGUCCCAUUUUCCUGAUUGGUUAUCUUCCUGAGUUCUGAAAGGGUCUAGAUAAUCAAGGAACUUAAAAAAAAAGGGGGGGGGGGGGACAUGAAGCUCUUACAUUUUUCUGUUAUUUGUGCUCUUUUGUUGUUUUUUUUUUUUUCCCCGAACUUACUUCCUUAUGCUACCGACAUACUGAGCCCCCAAAAAUCUAUGUUUGUUUCUCAGGAAAGAAAAAGUGGGCAUCCUAGAAUUUGCCAUUGUUUUCUUUGGCUUGGCUCCACAAAGCCCUCAAGAGCACCUCCAUGAGCAAGCCGAGCACAAUGUGCUCCUGAAGGAGGAUGUCAGGUACCCCCGCCCCCCCGCCCAACUCAGCCGUCUGCUGCUAAGUCGUUUUGUCGUCUGCUGAGCAAAUUCUUCACCAAGUCCUAGCUGUUCCUCACUCAUUGAGCAGUUGGUCAAAGCCACUGCCUCCCAGGGCUCAGCGAGCUAAUUCAGUACAUAUAAGCUAUUAAUGUGUGUUUGGCACCUCCUUUUGCCAUGUGUGAGCGCCAUGCGCUGAUCUCUGUAGGAACCCCUAGUAGCAUGUGCCCUCAGAGGCCAGCUGGGGACUCCUGCCCCAGCUGCUGUGGACACAGGGACGGGGGAGGUGUUCGUGAUCUCCAUUUCGACAAAGAUCACAUAGCAGAGAACGCUUCAAGAUCUCUUGUUAACCUUGAUGUUAGACUAUGAAUCCCAGUUAACUUAUUUACUUUUUUUUUUUAAACUAUCUCUUUACUUCUUUUUCUUUCCUUUAAGGGAUUACUGUGAUUUUGAGUGGAGGGGGCGUUGAAAGCUUCAGUACCUAAAUCCUUGCCCUCUGUUGUCAGCGGAGCAAGGGUUCUGCUGACUGAGCUAGCUUGUGCACAUGGAAGUCCCUAGAGGUUCUGCAAGGCAUGCCAACAAUCAAACCAAAAAGACUCUUGGAGCUCUACAAUACUCGAGUGUAUUAAAGGCUCUGAGAAGUCCUGCGGUAACUUAACAGUUAACCUUCUAUCAAUCCAGCAUUUCCAAACUUCACUGAGCCUGAAACUUUUUUUAUUUUUUGGUCUCAUACCUUGUCCAGCCCUCCACAAACCAUGUUUUGCAGAACUUCUGCCAACUUUGGUAUAGCUUACCCUCUUCCUAUUCCAGGAAAGAUUUUAUUAUUAGAGGACCCUUUAGAAGGCAUGGUACCUGUGAUCUGUUCUAAGUCACAAAGAGGUGGUUGUUGAAUCAGAGUCUGGGGCAGGUGGGGAAAAGCACACAGAUUCCAUGUGUGCUUUGGGGAGCAGGAUGGCUUUGACCUCGGGAAGAGGAGAGCCUUCAGUUUUUAGCCGAAGCCAGCCAUUGUAUUUUUGACUACCGUGACCUAUCCCCAGAUACAGGUGCAGUGCUGGUUGCUAUUCAAAUUUUCUUGUGCCUUGUGAAUUCCAUACCAUGUCCUGCACCUCAUACUUUGUGGUGUCACUCCUGCCACUGUGAAGGCAGUUUGUCAUUUAUGUGGCUUGGAAUCUAAUAUCGUUAGGGUUCUUUUAAAGGUAAGGUUGAUGAGUUUCUUCUCAUGGAUGAGCCUCACGUAAUUGGAGGUGGUUUCCCCAUGCUAAGAAAGGUUUUUGAGCUUAUCUGUGUUGAUGGAAAGGAACAUUGUGACUGGUGAGCCGCAUUUGCACUGUGAUGGGACCCAUGAUGGGUAUCUGCUGCCCAUGUUGUUAAGAUGGCAAUCACUCUGCUGUGCUGUCCAACUGAGGAUGGAAGGAAAUGCUUCUUAACCCAGAUGGGCAGAACUUGGGGCUGUACUCUUGGAGGUGGCCAUUUGAACUGAAGAAUCCUGGUAGUGGUUUCCAAGCCCAGUGACAAAGAUUGGGUUCUUACGGGCCAUCAUCUUGAGACGCAACAGCACCAUUUUGCUGCCUUUGAGAACUUUGAGAACACCCAAAUCGUUUCUUUUGAUCUUUCAGAAUAAGCAGAGUGGGCUUUCAUUCAGGAUUUAUUUUUCUCUCACUUUUAAAGAACUAGAGUUGUAGCUUCGCAUCCAUUGUAUGCUUGGAGUUUGAUCGUCACCCAAGUUGGAACCCUGUUUGCUUAAGACAUAAAUGUAAUACCAGAAGGGAGGAGACUAGAAAGCUGGGGAGUCCUUGUUACUUAGAGUGGUCUUCCUGCUAAAUAUACAGAGGUUGUCUUAGCAACUUGUGCGUAUGGCUCAAUCGGCAUUUUUAACAUCUUAGAUGUCGAGUGUUAACAUUUUAGCAUUUUAGACUGCCAGGUAGGACUUUCAGAUCUUGAUCUGAGCAGAAAGGCUUGUGUGUGUAAUUAUGUUCUAAAUGCCCCUUCACCUUGCUCUUUAACGAUAAGGGGACCUCACGGUGACUUAGUAGAAACUCCAGAAGCUAACCCUAAGGGGUUUUCAGUUUUGGGUGGAAGCCCAAAUGCCAAAGGGAAUGGGGUCCCAGUCCCUGCUCUGAGGUCCAAGGUCCCAGGUCCCACGCUGUGAGCUCAGGUGUAUUAACCUGCAGUUCACAAUACCUGGCCCCAAAGCCAGGGUGACCUUUCAAUGGUUUGCAGCAACGCCGGAAGUGAAAGACCUCCACCCCCACCCCCUUGUAGAGUUAUCAGCCUUUAUCUUUUCUGGUUCUCCAUGGCAUGUGGCUUAGCCAGCACCUGCCUAAGGAGUACCUCACGGGCUUUCUGUGUCUCAAAGCUUUUGGCUGGAAUCUCAGACCACCACCCCCACCUCUGGAGGGCCAGCUCCAUCCUUGGCAUCUCCAUGGAUUCCAAGUAUCUUCAGUGGAGUGAGGAGCAGAGGGGGCCGUGUUCUGGCCUCCAGAAUAAACCUCUGGAGUGCAGGGCAACUCCCUGGGCACUUGGAGAUCCCUCCCUAUACGUCUGCCGAGCCUGGCAGUUUUUAAAGUUUUUUGAAAUGUUUUGAUACUUUUUGAUACCAUUUGCUAAUAACAGUUUUGUAGGUUGCUGCCAGGGUUUUCCACUUCACCCCCCUGUCCCCCACUCCACCCCCUUGAACUUGCACUAGACAGCAGGUGCCCUGUGGGUCUCGCCCGCCUCCAGUGGCUUUGUCUUGGAUCUCACUCCCUUCUGUGGCUGUGUUCUGAUACAACUCUUAAAUUUUGUAAGGUCAUGCGUGGCCCCGCGUGGCCUGUGACUCUGACCGCCUUAGGCCCCCAACUGAGCAAGAGGCCACUGAUUUGCCAAGAUGACGUUCUCAUUCCCUUAAGAUACUCUGCUUUUCUCCCGAAGCUCCUACCUCAGCGGUGUGUAUAGAGGUGAAACCAUCCCUGAGGACUGACCCGUGUGUCACCUUUCUCAUACAGGUCACUGCUCAACCCAGGGCUUGCCGGGGUCUUCAUCCACUGCCAUCCACCCCCUCUAGAGACAUUUCAACACACACUCUGUAACAGUGAACCAUCCCACACUUUACAGAAUUCCUGCCCUCAGCUUGGAAGUUAAUUCCUCUUUUUUAACAGGAAUGGAAUUUAUGGCUUCUGAGGGUGUGUUGGGGUCUCAAGAAAUUGUCUUUUGGUUGCCUUAGUUAAAAGAGGUAAACGAAUGUGCAGAUGUGGUGGUGGGGCAGGGCUGAGGGAAUCAACCUUCCGGGUCAGUUUUCUUUGAGCAAAGGAACACUUUGCAAAGUGACUCGAUGCCACCUUUACAGGUUUGCUAGCAGCGGAAGGAAGACUCAGAUCCUUUGGGGUCAACUGAAGUUAAUCAUCACCACCAGCCCCCCACCCCCCUUUCAAAAUCAGUAAGAUAUUUGACAAGUAUGCAAUUCACUGAGUAUGUUCUGGCUACUAAUGUUACCAAAACCUGUAAUUGUGUGUGUGUAUGUGUUUUAAUUUGUUGCUUUUGUAUUUGUAAUUUUAUGACACUCGAAGGUUUUCUGUGUCUUACCUCUUUUUAAUUAAUUUUCUGCACGUUGAUUUUUUUUCUUUGUUUUUAAUUCCAUACAGAAUAUUCAAUCCUCAAAACACAUUAAAAUGAUUUGCCUGCUAGGGUAUGGUUUAUUUUAUAAUUA
Canis lupus familiaris (dog) is the source of this 6839-nucleotide messenger RNA. It is a transcript of the gene KLHL36, whose product is annotated as kelch like family member 36. Gene Ontology annotation, molecular function: cullin family protein binding. The transcript is spliced from 5 exons. NCBI's taxonomy places the organism in Eukaryota, Metazoa, Chordata, Mammalia, Carnivora, Canidae. Bases 219 to 2069 code for a protein of 616 amino acids. The record is from RefSeq and is a predicted model, not a curated record.